UUUUAUCGUUUCUCUCAAAACAGAGGAGAAACAGGGUCCUCUAAUCCAAAUUCCAAAGUUCCUCUUUUUUUCACCUUCCAACCCAACCCACAUGCUCCACUCUCUCUCUCUCUCUCUCUCUCACUCAUAGAAUAGUUCUUGCACUAUACUACUACCAAUGUUAUUGUGUUCUGUUUGAAAGAAGAAGAAGAAGAAGGUGUUGAAUGAUCAUUAAUAUUAUGGUAAAAGAGUGUAAGUGAGAAAGUGAAAGAAGAAAGCAAAAUGAUGAUAAUGGUUGGAGCAGAGGAGCAUGUUGUUGAGAAUGUACAAUGGCCACCAAUAGGGGCCCCACUAAAUGUACAAAGAGAUGAACAACAACAACAACAAUAUUGGAGUAACACCAAUUUCGACAGUUCUGUUAAUGCUGUCUCUUUUGGUUUUGUUGCUACUGCAAUUCUUAUUUCAAUGUUCCUUCUUAUGGCUAUUUUUGAAAGGUUUCUUAGACCUUCUUCUCCUGCUUUUUUUCCAAAUGCUCGCCGGAACCGUCGUCAUCUUCACUCUCCGACCACCCUCCGUACCAAGCUUGCUCACCCAUCACCAAAAAUGAGUGUUUUUACAAGUUGGGUAUCAGUUUUGAUGCCUGGAGAUGAGAUUCCGACAUUCAUCGCGCAUCCGGCGCCUGUACCGUGUUGCCCGGAACGAAUUUCAUGGCCUUCUCAUCAUCAGCAUACAACAUUGUCUUGUCCCAAUUCCAACAUUAUGCCUAAUAUCAACCAUGUAUGAAUGAGAGAAUUGAAUAUUUGACAAUGUUGUACAAUCUGCAAAUUCAAUCAAGGAGUUGAUGAAUAUUAAUUUAUGUGUGAGGAUAUAUUGUUAUGGAGGUUUAAUUUCCAUAAACAUUUAGAGAAGCUAUCUUUCUUUAUGGUAGCUCAUACUAUGUAUGUAUAUAAGAUUUAGUUUAGGUGGUUCUCAAUGGAUGAUCAAAUGUUGUGAUCUAAAAGUAUGUAUGCAUGUUUUUUCCUUGUAUUGUCA
Molecule: messenger RNA, 1011 nt
Organism: Cicer arietinum (chickpea)
Lineage: Eukaryota; Viridiplantae; Streptophyta; Magnoliopsida; Fabales; Fabaceae
Source: RefSeq, a predicted model, not a curated record